AUUAAACGUUAUGUUUGUAAUACAUCAAGUUAUGAGGUAAUUUAGCAUAUUUAAUGUAAUUAUUUAAAGUUACAAUGAAUUUGUUUUUGUAAUAUAUAUAAAUAUGGAACAAAAAUUUAACAAUUUUAAUAAUAAUUCUUAUGAUGAUAAUUCAUAUGAGGCAGCUAUAAAAAAAUUAUGUGGUUUACAAAGUAAUAGUACAUAUUUAAAGUUAGCAACAAAAAAUAAUUCACAAACAAGUGAUACUUAUAAAUUACUUGAUACAAUAAAAUAUUUAGUUCGGUCUGGUAUUACACUUGAAAAGUUAGACACUUUAUCAGUAAUACAUGUAGCAGGUACAAAAGGAAAAGGUUCUACUUGUGCAUACACAGAAGCUAUUUUACGUGAACAUGGUUUUAAAACAGGAUUCUUUAGUUCUCCACAUUUAAUUAGUGCAAGAGAACGUAUAAGAUUAAAUGGACAACCAAUAAGUGAAAUGCAUUUUACUCAAAACUUUUGGAAAAUAUAUAAAAAAUUAGAAGAUACAAGAGAAUAUGAAUCUGAUAUGCCUGCAUAUUUUAAUUUUUUAACAGUUCUUAUGUUCAAUGUAUUUUUAGAUGAACAUGUCGAUGUUGCUAUAAUUGAAGUAGGUAUUGGAGGUUUAUAUGAUUGUACAAAUAUUGUAAGAAAUCCUGUCUGUGUAGGUAUAACUAGUUUAGGAUUAGAUCAUACUUCUCUUUUAGGUAAUUCUCUUGAAGACAUAGCUUAUCAAAAAUCUGGAAUUUUUAAAUCAGAAACUAUUGCAUUUUCUGUUCCACAAUUACCUCAAGCAAUGUAUAUAUUAGAAAAAAGAGCAAUUGAAAAAAACUGUAAGUUACAUAUUGUACCAACUUUUGAUGAAUAUAAGUGGGAAAAUAUUUCACCUACUUUGCAAAUAACAAAUAAAGUUCAACAACAAAAUGCAUCUUUAGCUAUUCAAAUGGCUAUUGAAUGGAUACAGUCUAAAACUGAUAAAAUUUCAAAUGUUUUGCAUAAUUCUAUAAAUAAUAAUAUUUGUUGUAAAUAUAAAGAAAGUUCUCAAAUAAUUGUAUCUAUGGAUAAAGUAGCAAUAGGUUUAUCUUGUUGCAAAUGGCCAGGUCGUAUGCAAGUUUUAAAAAGUAGUAUUGGUGACUUUUUUUUAGAUGGUGCUCAUACAAUUGAAAGUAUUAAAUGUUGUAUUUCUUGGUUCAAUGAUAUAAGUAAUAAAAACAGAGGAAAAAAAUUUCUUAUUUUUAACACAUCUGGUAAUCGAGAUCCAAUUAGAUUAUUAAUAUUAUUAAAAUCUUUAUAUUUUCAUAAAGUGUAUUUUGUACCAAAUUUUGCAGGAAUUAAAAGUUUAGAUGAUGAAGUAAAUUGUUCCUUAAUAGAUGAGCAAAAAAUAAAAUGUGAAAUGAAUUCUAAAAUAUGGGGAACAAAUUCGAUGAUUGCAAAUAGUGUUUUUGAAGUUUUACAAGAUAUAAAAAAUAAUUCAGAACAAAAUCAGAUAUUUGAAAAAAACCAGAUAUUAGUAACAGGAUCCUUACAUUUAAUAGGUACAGUUCUUACUAUUUUAGAUCCAAAUUUGACAAUGAAUACACAAUUUUAAUAUUUUCAAAAUUGAAAUUAUUUAUAUAUAUAUUUAUAUAUAUAUAUAUUUAAUUGUAAAAUAUAUAAAAAGAACAUUUUUUUAUAAACGAUAGAAUUAUAUAUUUAACAAUUAUAUUAACAAUUGUAUCAAUUCAUGAUAAUACAUUGAUGAUUAAUAUAUAAUAAUACAGUAAGAUAUUGCAUUGUUAUAAUGAUCAUAAUCGGAAAGUACUUAUUGAUAUUUUUUCGUAACAAUUCCCUUUUGUACUUUAAUAUAAAUAUAUUGUUCAUAAAACUAUAAGUAAUUGUAUAGUUUUAAUAAUUUGUACAUAUGACAAGUAUGUAUAUGUUUAUGAAUUGUACGAUACAGGAGAAAUAGAUGAUAUUAAAAUAAAAACUAGAAAAAAA
Apis mellifera (honey bee) is the source of this 1992-nucleotide messenger RNA. RefSeq names its product folylpolyglutamate synthase, mitochondrial (gene Fpgs1). NCBI's taxonomy places the organism in Eukaryota, Metazoa, Arthropoda, Insecta, Hymenoptera, Apidae. Gene Ontology annotation, cellular component: mitochondrion; cytosol; cytoplasm. The coding region runs from base 104 to 1603 and encodes 499 amino acids. The transcript has 3 exons. Gene Ontology annotation, biological process: tetrahydrofolylpolyglutamate biosynthetic process. Gene Ontology annotation, molecular function: ATP binding; tetrahydrofolylpolyglutamate synthase activity. The record is from RefSeq and is a predicted model, not a curated record.